Messenger RNA from Fusarium mangiferae, 1035 nucleotides. RefSeq lists its product as uncharacterized. Lineage: Eukaryota; Fungi; Ascomycota; Sordariomycetes; Hypocreales; Nectriaceae. The coding region runs from base 1 to 1035 and encodes 344 amino acids. Gene Ontology annotation, cellular component: membrane. The record is from RefSeq and is a predicted model, not a curated record. Gene Ontology annotation, molecular function: monoatomic cation transmembrane transporter activity. Gene Ontology annotation, biological process: transmembrane transport; monoatomic cation transport. The transcript is spliced from 2 exons.
AUGGAAUAUCUCAUGGAACAUCCACAGACUUGGGAUGCUUCUGCUAUUUAUCAAACCCCUCUAUGCGAGAGGCAUGAUGACGAUGUUUAUGUCACCCAAGUCGGCUUAUACGCAAAUCUCAUCAUGGCAGUCCUUAAAGGAGUCUGCGGAUUUAUGCUCAAAUCCAAGACCAUGAUGGCUGAUUCCAUCCACAGUACCACAGAUCUCUUGUCAGAUAUCAUGGCACUUGUGACUGUUAAAUGGAGUCUGAGGCCAGCUACUCCGCAGUUCCCUUAUGGAUAUGGAAAGAUUGAAAGCUUGGGCGCCCUGGGGAUGUCCGCCACACUCCUUCUUGGAGGCACUACAAUGGGUUACCGUAGUCUCUGUGGCCUCGCUGCACGAUUGCUUCCAGCUUCUUUGUUUCAUGCCCCCAAGCAGGUUUCUGUGCGCAUGGGCAACUUUGAUCGUCCGUCUUUCGCCGACGAGACCAUGUCCAGUAUGUUGGUACUCGGACUCUCUUUAACAACAGUGGCAAUUAAAGAGUGGCUUUAUCGAGAAACAAGAAGAAUUGCUCGAGAGCGGAAGUCAGUCGUCCUGGCAUCAAAUGCCAUCCAUCAUCGCAUCGAUAGUUUGACAGAGAUUGUAAUAAUAGCAGUAGUUCUCGGAGUUAGAGUAAUGCAAGACACAGCCUGGCUAGACCUUGUUGGAGGGCUAUGUAUUUCUCUAAUGGCGGUACAACCUGCAGCUGAAUUGUCUAUCUCAGCAUUAUACGAGCUCGCUGACCGAAGUAUUGGCAACGAGAUGAGAGAGUCAAUUUCAGAUCUUGUACGCGAAGUUCUGGGAGAACCUGCCUACAAAGGAGCUAUUGACGUGGCCAGUCUCACAUGCAUCAAGUCAGGCCGUCUAUUAAUUGUCGAUGUUGGAAUUACAGUUCCAGGACAUUGGCUUGUUGAGGAUAUGACUUAUCUGGAGCAGAAGAUCAGGAUUCGAGUCGAAACGGGGAUAAAAUCAAUGUGCAAUAUUCGUUUCCAUAUGGUAUCAGCCGUCAAUAGUUGA